AUGUCACAAGAGGUCCUAUGUAGGCACCUCCACACCCUCAUGUACUCCUUCCUCUGGAAUUUUGCUCUUCUGGAGAUCUGGUUCACCUCAGUCAUCUUUCCUAAGACACUGACCAACAUCCCCAGGACCAUCUCCCUCGCUGGCUGCUUCCUACAAAUAGUCCUCUGUUUCUCCCUUGGCACCACAGAGUUCUUCCUGUUUGCAGCUAUGUCCUUCGACAGGUACAUCAACACCUGUAAUUGUUUGCAUUAUGCCACCAUCCUGAGCAAAAGGGUGUGUAUCAAGCUAGCAUUCUGCUUAUGGAGGACAGGUUUCCUUCUCACACAUGGUCCAAGUCACAUCACAUUUCAGCAGCCAUUCUGUAGCUCCAAUGUCAUCAGCCAUUUCUUCUGUGACAACUUUCCACUCCUGGAACUCACAUGUGCAGAUUCGAUUCUGGCAGAGCUUCUGGGUUGUGUGGUGGCCACCUUCAGCCUCCCGGGCCCUCUGGCCAUUACGACCACCCCCCACACCAUCCCGCACACCCUCCACAUCAUCUCAGUGUCUCUCUUCUAUGGCAGCUGCCUCUUCCUGUGUAUCCAGCCAGGCAAGCAUGGGCAGGGGGAGGACCAGAGCAAGGUCACCCUGGUGACCCUGACACUCAACCCUUUCAUCUACACCCCAAGGAACAAACAGGUGAAGCAGAUACUCAGGAGCCGGGGAGCAAAAUUCCCUCACGAAGUUGAGUCAGACCUGAGAGAGGGAGAAAUUGCCUCUUUGCCGGAACCUCUGCUAAUGAAGCUCCUGUCCUGA
This is a messenger RNA of Ictidomys tridecemlineatus (thirteen-lined ground squirrel), 792 nucleotides long. Lineage: Eukaryota; Metazoa; Chordata; Mammalia; Rodentia; Sciuridae. The record is from RefSeq and is a predicted model, not a curated record.